CACUCACUACAGUACUGUACUCUACACUUACCGGAUUGCUGCUGUACCGGGGAAUAGGAAGAAAAGUUAAUCAAUCCCGCAAUCAAUCUCAAUCUCAGCACAGACCGCAGAAGAAAAAGCAUUGUUCACGUCGCCCAACGUGGGACGAAGAUACAGUAAGUACUUACAAGGAUAUUAGGACACUGACCCUAGGUACGAUGGACAAUUUGCAACCACCUGAUCUGCAAAUCUCCAUCAUCCCACGACAUCCAGAUGUACAAUAUCCCCACUAUCGAAAGCAAAAAAAAAAAAACUUUUCAUCUCUUCUCUUUUCAUGCUGCAUAACACAUCACAUCACAUCACACACAUCCUCCCCGUCCGACAUCGCUACCCCCCCCCCAGCCCAGCCCUCUCCUCUUCUGGCCGUCGACCGUCGAGCGUUGUUGCCCGGGACUCGGGUCGGGCUGCCCACCAACCUCCACCUUUCCAUCUGCAAGAGCGUGAGCACGGAACGCUGGACGGUCAGUGGGACCUCGUGGCCAUGGGCAGGGAAUCGCAUCCUCUUUUUUUUUUUUUUGGUGUUUGCGCCUUUGAUUUUUUUUGGUUUGUUUUGUGGAUUGGACCCUCAUAUAUGAUUAAGAUGUGAUGUUGCGAUGUGAGACAUACCCGCAUCCCAAAGCUGCGGUUCUGGGAUUCGGGGAUCAAUGUGUGACCGAACGCCUCUUAUUUGGUUCGAUGGCUCGUAGGCUGGUUAGUGGUGACGUAGCGUCAUCAUAAAUACUACUUACUUACUUCCUCGAAACUCAAAAUCAAUA
Molecule: messenger RNA, 794 nt
Organism: Mollisia scopiformis
Lineage: Eukaryota; Fungi; Ascomycota; Leotiomycetes; Helotiales; Mollisiaceae
Exons: 1
Coding region: 198-614 (138 amino acids)
Source: RefSeq, a predicted model, not a curated record